UUGUCAAAGUCAAUAACCUCUGAUGACAACCACACGAUCGCGACCGUGAAUGGCAAAAUAUUAUUUAAACUAAAGAAUUUUACCUUUAGUCGCAUUUUAGUAGCGUUUUACUUUAAUAAUUGUCUAGUAUUUACGAAAAAAUGUCACAAUCGCUGCCAAACCCGAAUACUUUGUUGCCAUUGGAACUUGUAGAUAAGUGUAUUGGUUCGAGAAUACAUAUUAUUAUGAAAAAUGACAAAGAAAUGGUGGGAACAUUACAAGGAUUCGACGAUUUCGUAAAUAUGUUACUGGACGACGUUACGGAAUAUGAAUCAACACCAGAAGGAAGAAAAAUAACCAAAUUGGAUCAAAUCUUGUUGAAUGGCAAUAACAUCGCUAUGCUCGUGCCAGGUGGUGAAAUGCCGGGUGAAUCUUAUGACUGAUAGUAAUAAAUUUUUAUGCUCAA
Papilio polytes (common Mormon) is the source of this 445-nucleotide messenger RNA. Its product is annotated as U6 snRNA-associated Sm-like protein LSm5. The record is from RefSeq and is a predicted model, not a curated record. The transcript has a single exon. The coding region runs from base 141 to 422 and encodes 93 amino acids. Gene Ontology annotation, molecular function: RNA binding. Gene Ontology annotation, cellular component: U4/U6 x U5 tri-snRNP complex; Lsm1-7-Pat1 complex; U6 snRNP. NCBI's taxonomy places the organism in Eukaryota, Metazoa, Arthropoda, Insecta, Lepidoptera, Papilionidae. Gene Ontology annotation, biological process: mRNA splicing, via spliceosome.